AUGGCAAUGGAACUAGGAACUGAUUUAGAUACCGGUACCCCUGUAAAUAACGUCUCACCGAAAGAUGUUAAAAUAGCUAGAACUGCUGCAAGCUAUUCUAAGAAAUUAUUACCCAAACGUGGUAACGUCACCACGAUGAACAAAUUUCGCCGGGUUAAGACUAAUGAUGGGGAAGAAUACUUUGUAUUCAAUAAGCUUGCUGAGAGUAAGACUGUCAAAAAACCCUCACCUCUUACGAAAAGCUCCUCUCGAAACAAAAGUAUAUCCGGAGGUUUUCAGUAUGCUCCACCUUAUAGAAAGUCAGGCCCCAAAACCCCCAAAGUCAUACAACCAAAGCACCUUCCCUCUCAAUUUCCUUUAAGUUAUAAAACCAACACGAAAUUGUGUACCGGUAUGACAAAUAGCACAUAG
Molecule: messenger RNA, 411 nt
Organism: Trichobilharzia szidati
Lineage: Eukaryota; Metazoa; Platyhelminthes; Trematoda; Strigeidida; Schistosomatidae
Source: the annotation of a GenBank genome assembly